AUGACCAACCAACGUAACAUACCAAGUCUCAGGAUAGCCGACAAGGAGUCUGAAAGGGUGAGAGCGGUGGCGAACCGUGCGGUGUGCGGCAUCUGCCGGCGCGCGCAGUCGGAGCCGCGGCUCCUGGCCUGCCUGCACAGCUUCUGCACGGAGUGCCUGCUCGAGCUGCAGGCGGCGCAGGCCGGAGACGCCUGGAGCGACCCGGUGGACUCGGUGUUCCUGGGAGGUUCCGGUGAGGACGCGAGCGGGUCCGGCUCUGGGUCGGGGUCCGGGUCUGGGUCCGGGAGCGGGGAGGCGCGCUCGCUGCAGUGCCCCACAUGCGAGCCCGCCGUAGCGCCGCUCUGCGACCUCUGCUCCACCAACGUUCAGGCGAGCAGCCGGUGCGCGGACUGCAUGUCGUGGCUGUGCGCCUUCUGCGCGGAGGCGCACGGCCGCCAGCGGGCCACGUCAGCCCACGCGCUGCUCUCGCUGGGCGAGGCGCGGCGCCCCGCCGGGGCGCGCCGCCCCGCGCCGGCCACGUGCGCGCUGCACCCGGGCCAGGAGCUGCGGCUGUUCUGCGCGACGUGCGCGCGGCCCGUGUGCCGCGACUGCGCGCAGGCGCCCGGCGCCGCCCACCGCGGACACUCGCUGGAGGCGGCCGCGCGCGCCGCCCAGCUCUGCGCCAGGGGGCUGCGAGACGCGCUCGAGCGCGCCAGGCCCGUCGCCGAGCAGGCCGCGCUCGCCCUCGACCGCCUCGGCCACCUCGAGAAGAGGAUACAGACGCGGUGCAGCCAGGUGUCGGACGAGGUGGAGCGCUUCAUCGAGUCGUACUCGGCGGCGCUGGAGGAGCACCGGCGCUCGCUGCAGCGGCAGGUGCAGGAGGCGCGCGCCGCCAAGCUGCAGCUGGUCGAGGCGCACGCCCGCCACCUGCACAGCCGCGCCGACCAGGCCGCCACCGCCGUCGCCUUCACCGAGGACCUCCUCGCAGAGGCCUCCGACGUCGAGCUGCUGACGCUGGUCUCCCCAGUGCUGCGUCGUCUGGAAUGGUGCUGCAACAAUGGGGCUAGUGGCAGCCUCAUGGAACCACGUGUGUCUGACUGCCUGCAGUUCCUUCCUGAGGAGGGCUGUGGCCGAAUCAAAUCACACACUCUCUUUGGCGUCAUAACAACACAGACAGUGUCUCCACAACACUGCACGCUCAACACUGACACUCUGAUGAUUUGUCGACAGCAUAAGAAAGCUGAAGCAGUUCUAACAACAAGAGAUGCUGAUGAACAGCCACUAUGUCAUGGUGGAGAGAAAGUCACUGCAGAACUGCGAUACAAGGAUGCCAGCAACAGGAAGAUUCCUAUCCACGUGGCUGACCGUCGAGAUGGAACGUACUUGCUAGUGUUUGUACCAGACACUGCAGGGAACCUCAGUCUCUCUGUCUAUGUUCGUGGGAAACCAAUUAAGGGAAGUCCUUUCCUGGUCUGUGUGAGGACACUGCGUCCUCACCAUGGGACAUUUCAUUGCUGCAGCUUUUGUUCCAGUAAUGGGAGCAAAACUGCUACAUGUGGAUGUGGUGGGAAAAUGCCAGGUGGCUACCAGGGUUGCGGCCAUGGCCAUGCUGGACAUCCUGGUCGCCGGCAUUGGUCUUGCUGUGGGAACAUUCUUGAAAAUUCCGAGUGUGGACGUACAAAUUCUGCUCUGUACCAAUUCACACUGUGACUGGACAUUACUUACAUUUAUAUGUGGAAUUUACUGGGUGCGAGAUAAACACAAGCAGCACUAGAAGCAUGCAUUAAAUGAAAUGACGUGCAGUAACAACUCAGAUAAUUUAUUAUUGGAGGAUAAAAACAAAUAAAUUUUAAAAACAAUUA
Molecule: messenger RNA, 1841 nt
Organism: Schistocerca americana (American grasshopper)
Lineage: Eukaryota; Metazoa; Arthropoda; Insecta; Orthoptera; Acrididae
Product: tripartite motif-containing protein 45
Exons: 12
Coding region: 1-1689 (562 amino acids)
Biological process (GO): positive regulation of DNA-templated transcription
Cellular component (GO): chromatin; nucleoplasm
Molecular function (GO): ubiquitin-protein transferase activity; protein binding; zinc ion binding
Source: RefSeq, a predicted model, not a curated record